Molecule: messenger RNA, 4240 nt
Organism: Cheilinus undulatus (humphead wrasse)
Lineage: Eukaryota; Metazoa; Chordata; Actinopteri; Labriformes; Labridae
Gene: rfng
Product: RFNG O-fucosylpeptide 3-beta-N-acetylglucosaminyltransferase
Exons: 9
Coding region: 482-1708 (408 amino acids)
Biological process (GO): pattern specification process; regulation of Notch signaling pathway
Cellular component (GO): Golgi membrane
Molecular function (GO): O-fucosylpeptide 3-beta-N-acetylglucosaminyltransferase activity
Source: RefSeq, a predicted model, not a curated record
AGCACAUCUGCAGCUAGCUUGACGGCUCGAAUGAAAGUGGUUCGUGCAGUAUUUGAUGAGUUAGUAGAAGCGGGCAGCAGCUGUGGGAGUGAAAGUUAACUUUUUCGGGUGUAUAUGUUUUUAAAAACUGUUUUUACGAAUGUGAAAGCGAUGUCUCGGCGAGGACAGCGGCGGAAGAAGAGCGAAAACUGGUAACGUCGAACAAAAUGCAGACUUCAAGCUGAGCGUUGAACCUCUGGUGGUAUUUAACGUUCGCUAAAGUUGACUUAACACCGACAGUACUAAAGUCUGAGUUUAUCCCCAUCGAGGUAGAGUGUUUUUUUCGACAAAGCUGCAUGUUUUCAGAACUUUCCUGAGUGACUUUGAGGUGAAAGACCGGAGAAAAGAAGGGAAAUGCGUCUUACGGUAGUUCAUGGACUCCGUAUGAUGGUGUGAGGAUGACACAGGCUGGUGCUGGCGGUGGCUGCAGCCCUGGAGGCUGAUGAAGCUGCUCCAUCGGCUGGUCAGGAUGCACAUAGCUUCAGUGGGUGUCAGCAAGUUCUGCUUCCUGCUCUCCCUUGCGUUCUGCGGCCUCCUGCUCCUGCUCAUCCCCGCCCUCCAGCCCCCCGCUCGCCAGGUGGACUUGCCUCAGCCCCGACCACAAGUCAGACCCGCACAGACGAGACCAUCGCACCAUGCCAGACUCCCAGCAGGGUCUGACCAAGAAGAGGAAACGGAGUCUACCGCAGGGCUCAAAAGGAGCUCAGCAGGACAGGGGGAAUCUAUUGAGACUGACAUUACUAGGAAGGAAAAACAGGAUCCCAAGAGGAGGACAGACUCUAAACCAGGUGCCCUUUCUGGAGGAAAUCCUUAUGGGCUUUCAGGACUGAGAACUCGAGACCCGUUAGAGUUAAAGGACAUUUUUAUUGCAGUGAAAACAACCAAAAAAUAUCACAAGUCCAGACUGGGGCUGCUGACACAGACGUGGGUUUCCCAAGCUCAAGAACAUACCUUCAUAUUCACCGACGGGGAGGACAAGGAGCUGCAGAAGAGAAUGGGAGCUAACAUCAUCAACACUAACUGCUCAGCCGCUCACACCCGACAGGCUCUGUGCUGUAAGAUGUCAGUGGAGUAUGACAAGUUCAUCGAGUCGCAGAAAAAGUGGUUCUGUCACGUUGAUGAUGAUAACUACGUAAUCCUGCCCAGCCUGCUGCACCUCCUCUCCUCCUACCACCACAGCCAGGAUGUUUACCUGGGCCGGCCCAGUCUGGACCAUCCUAUCGAGGCCGCAGAGAGAGUCAAAAGUGACGGAUCGGUUUCUGUCAAGUUCUGGUUUGCCACAGGUGGAGCAGGUUUCUGUAUCAGCAGAGGUCUGGCACUAAAAAUGAGUCCAUGGGCAAGUUUGGGGAAUUUCAUCAGCACAGCAGAGAAGAUCCGACUGCCAGAUGACUGCACCAUCGGAUACAUCAUAGAGGCGCUGCUGGAGGUGACGCUGACACACACUCACCUGUUCCACUCUCACCUGGAGAACCUGCAGAAGCUGCCAACAGACAGCGUGCUCAACCAGGUGACUCUGAGCUAUGGAGGCUUUGAGAACAGGAGGAAUGUGGUCAGCAUAGUUGGAGGUUUUUCACUGAAUGAAGACCCCACAAGGUUUAAGACAGUCCAUUGCCUCCUGUAUUCAAGCACUGACUGGUGUCCAAAGCUCAAAGCUCGCCACAAACACUGACAGCCCGUGUUUUUAACAGGCAGCACUGAUACCUGUGAAACCUCUAUGCCACUAGCUGGAUUCAGCACAUCAUGUCAAUAAUUAGUGGAGCCAAAGAAUGACUUCUUCCAGCUAAUGGAGUGUAAAUAAGGCUGAUGGCACAUCGUUUAAACAGUGAAGUUUGUGGAGUGGAUUAUUAACACUAUGGAUAAUGUCCAACUCAAAAACAGGACUGUCUGUUUUUGUGCUCUGUCAUUACUAUGAGACCCUGGUAUAUGAAGUAUUUGUGUGUUUGUGGUAUUUCGUUCAGUCUGGAAUUGUGAUAAGCUUAUUUUUAAGACAGUGGUCAUGUAAACAUUGGUUAGUAUUGGGUGUGAUUAAUUUUGCCAGCUUUUACGUCACAGCAGGCGGUCAAACGAGAGAUUUACUAAGGAACCACUGUAUUCUUCAUCAAAUGUGCAGCAUGGAGGUUGAAGAUGGUCUGGACGAGGUUUUCAUGAUACCAGACUAUUAAAGAAUAAUACAGUAAAAAUUAAACUAUUGAUACUUGGUUUAAAUAAAUGACAAUAAAACUGUGUAAAACCUUAUUUGUACUUGGUUAGUAUCAUCUAUAGGCCUAAUUGGAAUUGGAACUAGAAUUAUUCACAAAUUAAAGACAUGGUUGAUUUAUCUUAGAAAUAAGAAGAGGUCCCUAGGUAAUACUAAUCAUAUGCAAAUAGUGCUUAAGACACUCCAAAUUGGAUGAUAUCUUGUCCAAAAGUGCACGCUGUCUAAAUUGCACAAAUGCAUUGGCAGACUUUCAGGACCUUAACUUUGGUAAAUAAAUGGUCGGUGGACUUCAGCAUGUACAUUUAUUUCCUAAGUCUCUGACUACCCAAAGCUCUUGUGGCACCACAGGCACACAAUGAUGGAGAAUGCUUCUAUAAACAGGUGCCAUUUUUUAUGAAAUAAUUAGUCAUACAGAUCCACACACCAAAAACAACUUGUGACACACUGGUGAGACAAACUGGAGUUAAGUGUCUAACCCAAGGGCACAUUGGCAUGAUGGAAAUUGAAUUUCUGACUCUACUUACUGAGCCACAGCCACCCAAACUUUACAGAUGCAUUCCUGCAAUUUAGACGGUGCUUUCUGUCUUUGGCUUGCAGCAGCUCUUAGUUAAAAAUAUUACUCAAGAUCUCAAACUCUUACAAAAUUCAGCUGCUUUUCUUUUGAAGCGAUCAUUGAGCAAAUAGCAUAGAUUGCAUCGUUCUAAAACCUGGUAUAAAAUAUCAAAGUUCAACUGCCUUAGUUCAAGAAAUUGUUAAAUUUGACAACACGUGUUGCAAAAUGUGCAUGGAUAGAAGCCACAAAGGUUAAGAGGAGUCAAAUGGGCUAGUUUACUGUUUAAGGCAGCUAAAAACUGAAGCUAUCCUCUUACUAUCAGAGAAGUGGCUCGACUUAGACACCCUGCUUUGAAAUUGAUCAACUUCAACUCCAAAAUCACGUCACUUUAGCUUGACAAAUGCCUGUAUGGAUGUUUAACUUGAACAUCUGCCAUGUCCAUUGAGAAGAAGAGUCUUUGGUGAUGCUACACUAAAUGAAGGACCAGAGCAGUAUUACUUAUCAUGACUGUUUAAGAUAGAAGAAAUCUUUCUUUCCUCAUCAGUCUUACAGUUUUUAGGUAAAUUAAUCUCUUUAUUGUUCAAGCGUUGACAAGAGUCAACAUCAUAUGUAGUUGCUUAGAAGAAGAGAAUAAAUACUUUUUAAAGACUCUUUUAAACAAGUACACAUUGUCAUAAAUCUUUGGACAAGAAAUGAGAUUAAUUCAGAUGUAAUCUUUUGUUGCAGUUUUUUAUUCACAUUUUCAGCCAAAUAUCUUCUUGCAUUUGCCUUUUUCGGAUUGUCCCAUCUUUUUGGUUUUGCACUACUUGGAUCGAUUCCUGUACAUUGAUGUUCUGGUGUAAAUAUGAAGUAUUUUAUCUUUGUAUUGGCUGUAGUUUGAGCUCUAUAUGCUUCUUUUUUAAAAUUUGCUGGAGCAAAUUGUUUCAGAACUUCAUGAAAUAAGAUAUUUAAAAUCUAAAUUAGUUGGGUAUACAAGAAACUCCAGUAAAUUUGUAUACCCGACUUAAAAAAAAAAAGCUAUUCAGGCCUUGUUCUUUCCUGUAAUAUCUUGAAUUAAGACCUCUAUCUUUACCUGUCAGUAUAAACCAAGUGUCAUCAGAUAAUUUUGAGUAGAAAUCAGACAAACUUACAAAGGUUUGACUUUUUUUCAGUGUGCCUCACAACUAAAACCAAGCUAUAGUUGGAUGGGUUGUCUGCAAACUCUGUGCUGUAAAUGUUCAUGGUACAUAGGCAAGCCCUUCCAAAUAGUUUUUGUCUUAUAAUCCCUUUCUUUGCUCCAGUAAAUGUCCCCUGUCUCCACCAGCAUCAGUAUUUCUGCCUGUGCAGUAUUCGUGUAGAACACUACCCACUGCAGGUCAGUGGAUGAGACUGAGCAACAUGUUUCUGCAAACUACAUACCACUGAUGUUUUAUUCUUUUGUUUUAUAAGAAUAAACUUUCUGCCUUCUUGAA